UUGGCUGCGGCUUUCCAGGCUGCGAGUAAGGAGCAGGAGCAGCAAGACUCAGGAACAGUUCAUUUAAAGCUGUCUUUUGCAAAUGUAUAUGCUACAUGUCUGUUAAUCUGCCAUAAUACAAAUGAUUUCACUCACAUCUGAGGGACAAGUGUUGCUUCCACAUUGUCUGUUGCAGGAGGACGAAGAGGCUUUGAAGAGGGGCCGUCGCUGAGAUUGUCUCCAAUCUCAGCGACGGCGACACCUCCGAGGACGAGGAGGACAGCAGCGAGGACGAGGACGCUACCAAGCUCCCAACAGUCUCCUCAUUUGAGAAGGUCCUGGGACCCAUUUUUGGAGGCCGGUCAAAGGCCUCCAAAAUGAGGAACCUCUCCUUCCCUCCCUCCAUUGACAAAUACAUGGAGGACUAUACGGGGUUCGUCACGGUGCGGGGCGGCACCACCAAAAUGGCCGAAAAUGCCAUUACCAAGGCUCCCAGUGGACAGCGGCAAGGGAAAACGAUUGGCUUCGGAAAUAGAUGAAGAAGGCAUCCCGGGCCAAGGUGUUUGUGAAGUUUAUGAUGGUUGGCCGGACUGAGGUCAGGUAUUGGACCUGGGAGUUCCUGGCCAACCUCCAGCUGAUAAAGUUAUACCCCGUUUUGCUAAAAAAGUUCGGGCUGGCCCCCUCCACCGUUUCCCUCUAUGUCGGCCACGCCCUCUGUUUUGUUGAGGGUUUUUUUUGACACCCCCCCUCACCACUGCCGGCUGGCAAAGGGGAAACUCAAGCCAAUACAGAGGGAACUUAAAAAAGUCCUGAAGAUGGCAGGUCGGAUGGUCCUGGGUCGCCAAGUUGAGAUCAAACAAAACAAGCAGCAGAAGCAGCAGCGGCUGGUGACCCGGGAAGCCCUGACGACCUGCCAGUCCUUGGCCCGGGCCAAGAUCCCCGAGCUCCUGGACGACAUUGAGAAAGCCCCUCCCCGGCACCCCCCUACAAGAUACCGGUUCUUCGGGUACCUCGGGGCCUACAUAGCCUCCAUAUAUGGCCACAGGACAGGAGUGCUCACAUGCAUGAGGGUGAAGGAGGUGAAGGAGGCCCUGGGGAACGACGGCCUCGGCUACCUCAUCAAUGUCAGGGACCACAAAACGCUCCGAAAGUUUGGCCUGGCCCAGAUCUAUCUCGAUGGGGAGGAGUACGGGUGGUGUAAGAGGUGGCUGGAUCUCAGGAAGAGAUGCGUUGCCACCAACCCGUAUUUCUUCUCCUCCUUCGGGAAGGGCCAGGCCAAGGACAUGGUCCGCUAUGUGAGGAGGGCCUGGGCAGAGAUGGGACUGCUGGGGAGUCCUUCCCUCCUGGAUGUUAGGAGCGCUGUGGCCACCUACAUGAAACUUCGAGUCCAACAAGAAGGAGGACCGGGAGAAAGUGGCCUCCUUCAUGUGCCACUCAGUGGCCACCCAGGAGCGCUUUUAUGCGCUCCACAAGACGGUGGCCCUGGCUGGGAAAAUGCUCCAGCUCUUUGUGAUGUCCAGCCUGGAGGAGAAGGAGCUGGCAGCACCCCCGCCAUCACCCCCACCAGUGUCUCCAAGGAAGAGCGGUGAGAGCAGCCUGAGCAUCACUGCCUGCCGGAUCAGAAAGAGGAUCCUGAGCCCGGAAAAUUAUUCCAGAAAAGAAGCUGCACAUGAGGGCCAGGGUGGUCCUGAAACAAAUUAAGGACUGAGGAGGAGGAGAGGAGAUUUUUUUAUAGACUAGUGUAAAUAUUUGUUUGUAUUUAGGAUAAGGAUUCUAUAUAGUCGUGUAAAUAUUUGUAUAGUUUAUUAUUGAUGUAAGCAUUUUAUUUAUGUAGUAGUGUAAAUAUUUGCAUUUCUGAAAAAAACAAAAAAUAGGAUUUUAUUAUAUAGUAGUGUAAAUAUUUGUGUAGUUUAGUAUUGAUGUAAGUAUUUUAUUUUCUCAUAUAUUAAUGUAAAUAGUUGUUUGUACACUGCAAAAAAGGAAUUUCAAGAAAGUAAAAAAGCCUUGUAUCACGGAAAUAAGUCUUAUUUUUUGUCCAAAAAGAAAAUUAAUCUUGUCAAGAAUGUUUAGCAUUGGAAAAAUAAUUUAAUUCAAGAAAGCUGGGCUAACUUUUUCUUACUGGUUUAUUCUAGCUCAAAAGUAGCUGGAAUAUCUUAUUAAUAGGGUAUAAAAAUGUUUUACAGUAAAACCCAGUGGAGCAACAGGAUUAUUUGCCUCAUUUUAAGAGUAAGACCACUUGUACAACUUCUCAAUUUAAGAAUGCCAAGAAACAAGAAUUAUUAAUUAAAGGUUGUUUAUUUUCAUUUGUUAUGUGUUCUCAGGCCAUCUGAACCUGGCAGAACCAGCUGCUUCAUAUCUAACAUAUUAUGACAGCAGGCUGGCCUAUACAACAUAAUAGAAAUAACCAUGCUGGCCAAAAACUGCAUGGCUCAUAAACAAAAUAAAAUGACCAAAAUGAAAUGACCCUUGACUCAACUGUAUUCUCAAUCACAAUGUAGCAAUGAAUGUGGUUUAUGCAGUAGGAUCCUGCAAACAUCAGCAUAAAGACUGCUAUUAAUUAACCGACUGCUGAUCUGCUGUUUUAUCAUUCAGAUUAAAGUUAUUUUGAUACAUGA
Molecule: messenger RNA, 2594 nt
Organism: Centropristis striata (black sea bass)
Lineage: Eukaryota; Metazoa; Chordata; Actinopteri; Perciformes; Serranidae
Exons: 8
Coding region: 678-1568 (296 amino acids)
Source: RefSeq, a predicted model, not a curated record